AUGGCGUCCGCGAUGCCCAAGUCGCUUUCCGCGCGACGCGUGUGGUUCGACCAGUUCGUCUCGCCGGGUCGCGUGCUCACCGCGUCCGUGCUCGGACGACCCACAGAAAAACUCGAAUCGCUGUAUAAAAUCGGGGGAAAACUGGGCCAAGGCCAGUUCGGCGUGACGUAUCUAUGCACGGAGCUCGCUACGGGCAAGGAGUACGCGUGCAAGACGAUCGCCAAGAAGAAACUGAUCACCGCGGAGGACGUGGCAGAUGUGAAACGCGAGGUGGCCAUCAUGCACCACCUGGCGGGCCACAAGAACAUUGUGUGCAUCAAGGGCGCGUACGAAGACGCGUACGCCGUUCAUAUCGUCAUGGAGUUGUGCUCCGGUGGGGAGCUGUUCGACCGGAUCAUCAAGAGGGGGUACUUCAGUGAGCGCCAAGCAGCCACGUCGAUCCGCACGAUAGCGCGGAUAGUGGAGACGUGCCACUCGCUGGGCGUGGUGCACCGCGACUUAAAGCCCGAGAACUUCCUCCUCGCAGACAGGACGGAGAACGCCGACCUCAAGGCCACCGACUUUGGCCUCUCCACCUUCUUCAAACCAGGCGAGUUCCUAUCAGACGUGGUAGGCAGCCCCUACUACGUGGCACCGGAGGUGUUGCGGCGGCGCUACAGCAAGGAGGCGGACAUCUGGAGCAUGGGCGUCAUCCUUUACAUCCUGCUGUCGGGAGUGCCGCCUUUCUGGGCUGACACGGAGCAGGGCAUAUUCGAGGCGGUGCUAAGAGGCAACAUCAACUUCGCGGUGCAGCCCUGGCCGUCCAUCAGUGAGGACGCCAAGGACCUCAUCCGCCGCAUGUGCUGCCUCGACCCCACCCGCCGCCUCACUGCCUACCAAGUGCUCUGCCACCCGUGGGUGGCUCAAGACGGAGUGGCACCGGACCGGCCUCUGGACGCAGGCGUGUUGUCUCGCCUCAAGCAAUUCUCGGCAAUGAACAAGCUCAAGAAAAUGGCUCUGCGGGUGAUCGCAGAGUCGCUAUCAGAGGAAGAAAUAUCAGGGCUGAAGCAGACGUUUGAGAUGAUGGACACAGACAGAAGCGGCACCAUCACGUUUGAGGAGCUCAAGGCGGGUCUGCAUCGCAUCGGUGCCAACAUGAAGGACAGCGAGGUGCAGGAGCUGAUGGACGCGGCUGACUUCGACGGCAACGGCAUGAUAGACUAUGGAGAGUUCUUAGCAGCCACGAUGCAUUUGAACAAGAUUGAGCGAGAGGAGACGCUGUUUGCGGCGUUUUCGCAUUUCGACAAGGACAGCUCGGGAUUCAUUACAGUGGACGAGCUGCAGCAUGCUUGUAGGGAGUACAGCAUCGAUGAGGACUGCAUUGUUGAAACGAUGCGCGACGUCGACACUAACAAUGAUGGGCAGAUUGACUACAACGAAUUUGUGACUAUGAUGAGGGCUGGGAACGGUGGCAUUGGGCGGAAGAGCCUGGGCGGCAGCUGGACCAGUGGGAAGCUUCUGAGAGACUUGUUGACACAUGGCUCCGCAAUGUAUGACGCCGCAGCAGCCGCACGAAGCUCCUUCUCUCCCCCUCCCACCUGCCAAAAGGCUGCGACUGUUCGGAUUGUAGCGUCGCCCGCUGUCGCUCAACCUCCCUGCGACGGCUCGUCGUGCGACAUUGCUAGGUCGUCGCUCGCGUCGCCCACGUCGCAGACGCUUUCGGGAACAAGCAGUUCAAGCUCAAGUGAACGGUUACCAUCCCCGCUUUUCCCGCUUUCUGAUCCGUCGAUGCCCGAUCCUACCACCGCUGUGACAGCGGCUCGUAACCGCGCUUCAGAUCCUUGCCACGUGUCGUCAUCCACGCCGUCGCUUACGGAUCUUGGCGACGACAUCCUGCGACAGAUUCUCCAGGCGAUGCGGCCGACGGCGUGGGACCUCAGCCGCCUUGCUUGCGUCAGCGUGACAUGGAAGAACCUCUGCUACAGCCGGCAAUUCUGGACGAAGCUUCGCAUCGGCUCUGGCGCCAUGCACCCCGGUAUGGCAAAGCUCGCGCCGCGUUGCAGGAGCCUCACGGACCUCUUUAUUGACGACCCGCGGUGCGAGCUCCACGUACUUAAUCCCAUCAUCGUCGCUUGCGCCUCGUCGCUGCGCCGCGUCGUCCUAGACUGCGACUCGAUCGCCGCGGCGGCGGUAGCCGCGGCUCCGGGACCCGCCGCCGCCGCCGCAGCCGCCGCCGGGAACGGCGCCCCUCGCGGGAGCGCGGAAUCGUCGAUUUGCAAUCUCCUAUGGCUCAUCUCACUCCACUGCCGCAACGUCUCGAAAAUAGAGCUUCUCUCCUCGCGCGCUUCCGCAGCCGCCGCGGCCGCAAACUCCGCGAGAAUUGGCGCACGAAACGGCGCGGGCAACGGCGCAACCAACGGCGCAGCGAACGGCGCGAGCACGAGCUCCGCGUUCGCGAUUCUGCUGGAGUCGCGACUAAUGUGGUUUCUCACGACCGCGUUCCGCGGGAUCCGGCACUUCUUGUGCGUAGUCCCCAACAGCAUGACGACGCAGACGACGUGUCUGAUGGCGAUCGCAUGGCGUCGCCUGUCGUCGCUGCGGCUCCACUGCGGCGCGCUCCAGUUCGCCGACCUCCUGGCGCUGCGGAAAUGCGGCGCACUCAAGAGCCUCGAGCUUGUGGGCGGCAAACUGGAGGAUAAGUCCAAUACAGCUGCUGCCUCACUAGGGUUCGGUUCUCAGGGGCAGCCAGAGGAAGGGGAGAGAUUGGCUAGUCUGGAGGUGCUUGUAUUGAACGGGUGUGACUAUGACCCUGUGACUGUGGCCAAUCUUGCCUGGCACGCGCCGAAGCUGCAGCGGAUCAUAGUGAAGGGUGGGAGUCGAGACAUCAGUGCGGCACAGAGCAGGUUGGUCACGGGGAGCAGCACACAGCCAGUCUCCAAGUCACUCCCAUCCUCUCUCCCUCGCAUGCUCGUGCCAUGGUUGCAGCGGCUGCAGCAGCAGCGAUUUCGGCGAGGACAGGCAACCAGACGGCAGGAGAUUCUGAAUGGCUGGCUGGGAUUGUUGAUGCAUUGA
Closterium sp. Yama58-4 is the source of this 3051-nucleotide messenger RNA. Lineage: Eukaryota; Viridiplantae; Streptophyta; Zygnematophyceae; Desmidiales; Closteriaceae. The record is from the annotation of a GenBank genome assembly.